Molecule: messenger RNA, 872 nt
Organism: Erigeron canadensis
Lineage: Eukaryota; Viridiplantae; Streptophyta; Magnoliopsida; Asterales; Asteraceae
Product: protein SOB FIVE-LIKE 5-like
Exons: 2
Coding region: 114-611 (165 amino acids)
Biological process (GO): cytokinin biosynthetic process
Source: RefSeq, a predicted model, not a curated record
CAUACAUUACCUUAUUCCUCAGUCAUCUUUCUAAAUAUAUCUUCAAACAGCAUCACAAAACAAUAAAACCCCAUUUGGAAACUUCAAAUCUUUUCAGACAAAACUUGCAAAAUAUGGACCAAAAUUUUGGUUCACAAUGUAGCAGUGGGGGUGAAUCUGGUUGGACUUUCUACUUGGAGAAAUCCAAAAAUGUUGUUGACGAUGAAGAAGAAGAAGAAGAUGAUGAUUUGUCAAUGGUUUCAGAUGCAUCUUCAGGUCCACCAUAUGUUCAACACCAAGAACAAGAAUGUAAUAAUACUUGUGCUUUUAAUGAAUACAAAAAAGAAAAGAUUGUAAAAGAUGCAAAAAAGAUUCAAGAUUUGCCUUGUUAUAUUGAUGACACCUCUAGCUCUUCCUUCUCUGACUUCUCUCAUGUAUUCCGCUUUCUUUCAUUGUAUCUUCAUGUGGGAGAUAACCAAGAUAUAAUGAAGGGUGAUAACGUUAUCGUAGAUUAUUCAAAGGAUCAAAUCAAGAGUAAAUCAAGAUUGCAAGAUCAAUAUGGGCUUUUUGACUCCUCUGUUUCUGCCACUCAAUCGCAACAAAACCAGUUAUGUCCAACCUUUAAAGUUUAAAAUAUGCAAUAUUGUUCAUAUCUUUGUAAGAACGGCAUGUUUUGCCCAUAUGGUUAUGAAAGAAGGAGAUGCCGUUGAGGCGUUGAGCCCAUAAAUGCCAAAUAAUAGCGGAUAGCAAGUUAGAGAAAUAUGCUUUGUAUAUCUUUUGAAGGAGAAUCUGUAUCAAUAUAUCGAACUAGUUAUGUCAUUACUUUUGUUUUAUUGUAAAAAGAGUGUAAAUUUAUAUCCGAAAAAAUGGUUAUUGAGUAGCAAAAAUCUUAG